AUGCGGGCAAGCCUUACACCACACCAAUUGCAAACUCCACAAGACCUCGUAACAGUCUGUGAAAGGACUAAGUUAACAAGGGAGAAAUUAAGAAAAAUCAAUCUGCUGUUAAAAUAUGCUCCCAUACUAUGUUUCCAAAUCGGAUGCUGUUCACAGUCGUCAAUAGGAAAUACUUUUAUAAGUAGCAAAGGCUAUUCCUAUGUUCGAGAUGGCGGGCAAGUAUCUCCAUCACAGUUGCAGACGCAUUUUGUUUGUAAUGGAUGGACCGAUGAAUUCCGCUUCUGCUGCCUGGCCCGCGGCGUAGGGCACUGCCACCCCCCGCCAGACGAGUUCAGUUCUUGCGAAGACCUUAUGAGCAAUAUCAUGCUGCGAGUGAGCGUGUGGGUUCUCGGAACGCUCGCUCUCUCCGGGAACUUCAUUGUCAUCGUCUGGAGAAUCUACGAAAGCGACAAUAAGGUUCACUCGUUUCUAAUCACCAAUCUUGCCCUGGGCGAUCUCUGUAUGGGAUUCUACCUAAUCAUUAUAGCUGCUGUGGAUGUUAAUUACCGCGGUGUUUACUUUAUAUAUGAUGCAAUCUGGAGGAGUUCCUCUCUGUGUCAGCUGGCUGGGUUCUUCUCCACCUUUUCCAGCGAGUUGUCGGUGUUCACUCUCACAGUCAUCACACUCGAGAGAUUUUCGGUCAUCAUUUUCCCCUUCCGGACCACGAGGCUGAACAUGCAGUGGACGAAGAUCAUCAUGGGCGUGGUGUGGGCAUCUGUGGGCGUCCUAGCAGCUCUUCCUUUGGCUGACAUUCAUUAUUUCAGAUACACCUGUAAGGCUAGAAGAGAUCGUAAACAAGGUUUCGAACACAAGCCGCUUGCUGCCGUAGUACGUCUAGAUCCGUUCAGGAAUAUUCUUAUCAAUCCGAAUCUACAGCGUAAAACACCUGGAUAA
Messenger RNA from Penaeus monodon (black tiger shrimp), 933 nucleotides. Its product is annotated as G-protein coupled receptor GRL101-like. Bases 1 to 933 code for a protein of 310 amino acids. The record is from RefSeq and is a predicted model, not a curated record. Gene Ontology annotation, cellular component: membrane. Gene Ontology annotation, molecular function: protein-hormone receptor activity; G protein-coupled receptor activity. Gene Ontology annotation, biological process: G protein-coupled receptor signaling pathway. The transcript has 8 exons. NCBI's taxonomy places the organism in Eukaryota, Metazoa, Arthropoda, Malacostraca, Decapoda, Penaeidae.